This is a messenger RNA of Trichechus manatus latirostris (Florida manatee), 497 nucleotides long. RefSeq names its product tubulin folding cofactor B (gene TBCB). Bases 74 to 316 code for a protein of 80 amino acids. Gene Ontology annotation, biological process: cytoplasmic microtubule organization. The transcript is spliced from 2 exons. Gene Ontology annotation, cellular component: nucleus; microtubule plus-end; cytoplasm. Gene Ontology annotation, molecular function: microtubule plus-end binding. Lineage: Eukaryota; Metazoa; Chordata; Mammalia; Sirenia; Trichechidae. The record is from RefSeq and is a predicted model, not a curated record.
UGGUUCUGGGUGGCGGCAGUGAAGGAAGCAAGGAGGUUUCUGCCAAGGCAGGCCUUGCACUCAGUAGGCAGGCAUGAAUGUGGGCCGAGCUGCACCUGUAGGUUUCACCGGGAUUUCUCCCCUGGCAGGACUCACAGAUUUCAAGCCUGGCUACUGGAUUGGCAUCCGCUAUGAUGAACCACUUGGGAAAAACGACGGCAGUGUGAAUGGGAAACGCUACUUUGAAUGCCAGGCCAAGUACGGUGCCUUCGUCAAGCCAUCGGUUGUGACGACGGGGGACUUCCCUGAGGAGGACUACGGGUUGGACGAGAUGUGACGCCCCAGGAAGGGUACCUCCCCGCUCCAGCUUCUGACUUGCGCCCUCCUUCCCUCCCCAUGUGCGUGUCGAGGGCCUUCUUUUCCUCUUCCCGUUUUUAUCCUCCCUUGCCAUUGGCUACUGAGACGUGCGCAUUAAACUCGUGGAAAACUUGGGAAAUGUUGGGGGGAUUAUGGGAGGA